Messenger RNA from Cercospora beticola, 1436 nucleotides. RefSeq names its product ubiquinone biosynthesis protein COQ4 (gene COQ4). Lineage: Eukaryota; Fungi; Ascomycota; Dothideomycetes; Mycosphaerellales; Mycosphaerellaceae. Gene Ontology annotation, biological process: ubiquinone biosynthetic process. Gene Ontology annotation, cellular component: mitochondrial inner membrane; mitochondrion. The record is from RefSeq and is a predicted model, not a curated record.
CUGUCUGUCACAUGCGAAUGCAGAUCCAAUGACAAUGUCUUCGCCUCUUCUAAUGCGUCGAAUAUUGGCACUUCCGCCAGCGAUUCGCGCUCGAGCCUUCAGCGUGCUCAACCGCCCAGCACCGAACUAUCCAGGCCAUGUUCCUCUCACUUUCAUCGAACGCUCCGCUCUGGCCAUUGGCAGUGCAUUCGGCUCUCUCCGCAAUCCAUAUCGUCACGAUCUGAUCGCUUCCUUGGGCGAAGCAACUGCAAAGCCCUACUUCAUAUCGCGUCUUCGUACAGCAAUGCUCGAUCAUCCAGACGGGCGUCGGAUUCUCCGGGAUCGGCCCUGCAUCACAAGCCAGACCAUCAGCUUAGAAAAGCUACGGACAUACCCUGAAAAUACGGUAGGGCGAGCGUAUGCGAACUGGCUAGACAAGGAAGGUGUCACGCCAGACACUCGAGAUCCUGUUCGGUAUAUUGAUGAUCCGGAAGAAGCCUAUGUCAUGCAGCGAUAUCGUGAGACGCAUGACUUCACACAUGCGAUUACUGGUCUUCCGGUCAUCAUUGAGGGAGAACUUGCAGUCAAGGCCUUUGAGUUCAUGAAUACCCUCUUGCCAAUGACGGGUCUUUCCUUGGCGGCGAUUGUGAGGCUGAAGCCUGUGGAAAGGAAAAGGUUCUUUGAAAUCUAUUUGCCUUGGGCGCUGAGAAAUGGAUUGAAGGCGGAGGAAGUGGUGAACGUAUACUGGGAGGAGGAGCUGGAGACCGAUGUUGAUGUUCUGAGGAGUCGACUGGGAAUUGAGGUGCCACCGGACUUGAGGGAGAUGAGGAAAGCUCUCAGGGAGCAGAAGAAGAGAGAGAAGCUGGAGAGGGAAGCACAGCAGUCACGAAGCUGAUGGGAGCUCCACAGAAUGGCCCUGGAGAACAUCUUGCAACAAUGGUUCGACCCAAGGAAUGUUCUGCUUAAAGUCGCAGGUCGCCAUCUUGAAGUCUGCUCACGCCUUGGCUUUAGUUCCGGUCACGCCUACGGUAGCCGUGCUCAUACCGAGAAGCGAUAAGUUCCAGCGCCGCUAUCGCCUCGGUCUUUCUCGUGCAAGACGUGCUACCAGAUAAUCCCGGAAGCACCGAGCGAGAAUAAUGCGAUGUUGUGCUCUGCGAAACGGCACUAAGCCUUUCUGACCAAAUUCAGAUGUGCUGCGUAUGUCUUCACUGCACACGGUCUGUCUCGUCUCACAAGGAAGUGAACUGACAAGAAGUCUCAACAACUCACUCAAAGCAAGUUCCGUUGUGAAGUGACCAGUCACAACGGCCCAAACUGUUUCUCACUUAGGCAGCUUUCUGCGCAAACACGCUCGUGACGCACCAGCUGAUUGGUUCACUUCUGCCACAGCAAUCUCCUGCCCACCAUAAGAGGCACUCCCUCUCUAGACUUCUCCUCUUUCUUUCCACAUACGACAG